Molecule: messenger RNA, 612 nt
Organism: Strongylocentrotus purpuratus (purple sea urchin)
Lineage: Eukaryota; Metazoa; Echinodermata; Echinoidea; Camarodonta; Strongylocentrotidae
Exons: 3
Coding region: 40-612 (190 amino acids)
Biological process (GO): signal transduction
Molecular function (GO): protein binding
Source: RefSeq, a predicted model, not a curated record
GCUUGUGGUGCUCAUUGAGUCUCUGAAAGCACAGGCACCAUGACUGCACCAAGGGAAGAGAGUGAGGGAAGAUACCUGAAGGUCAAGGUUCUCGACUUCUUUGAUCGUCGUCUGGCCGGUGGUUUAGUAUCAUGGAGGCAGUUAGGUAAACAAUUAGACUUCACCUCUAUGGAUGUUGAAAAAUUGGAGUCUGACGGGUUGAAAAUAGACCAGUCAUCUGUUAAACUUCUCCUGCGUAAUUGGGAGUGUCGAGAAGGUGGAUGCAACGUGGAGCUACUCAAGAAGAGCUUGGCGGAAAUUGGCCGAAACGAUAUUCUUUGGGACCUCAGGGCUGAAUAUGAAAAUCAAGGUAUAGAAUUGGUUGAAUCCAGGUCCUAUCCCAGAACCAUUGGUCGAAUACCACUUGGUGAUGGAGAAGUUCUACUUGUCGGAAAAGGGUACAAUGUACGAGAUUUUCAGCUGCAAGAGAAGAGAAAAUUGGAUCCGGAGCCGGUAAUAAGAACGGAUUUAUCUACUUCAGGCGAUCAGAGCUGGGGUGGCGGCUCCAUGGACAGCACUCCAGGAUCAAACAGUCCAAAGAAUUUUAGGAAGUCAACAAGAGCGGUAAGCUGA